GAUGCGAUUUUGAAAAAGUAAAAAAGUUCUGGAUGGUCUUGAUUACAUUGAAUAUUUACACAGAACCAUAACAACCUUUGAUUUUGAGUCAAAGUCUCUUUCUACUUCAUUUAUCGACUUUUUGUUUCUCUCCCAUAAUCCUUCAUAUAUCUUAAAAUGGCAGCUGAAGCCCCCGCAUCAAACGGCACUGCUGGCGAGAGAAAUGCCAUUGGUAUCUCUUUUGGAAACUCCAACAGCUCAAUCGCCUACACCACCGUUGAGGAUAAAGCCGAAGUCAUUGCCAAUGAGGAUGGAGAUCGUCAAAUCCCUACCAUUUUGUCCUAUAUCCACGGAGACGAAUAUUAUGGUCAACAGGCCAAGCAACAACUUAUUAGAAACAGCACAAACACUGUUGCUUAUUUCAAAGAUUUCCUUGGACAAGACUUCAAGUCGAUAGAUCCUACACACAGCCAUGCUUCUGCACACCCUUUGGACCACGAGGGCACGAUCGCAUUCAAAAUUCAAGAUAAGGAGGAGGGUGAACCAUCGACCGUUUCUGUCUCUGAAGUAGCAACUCGAGUUAUCCGUCGUCUCGCACAGUCCGCAUCAGAUUACACUGGAAAGCAAAUUAACUCGGCUGUCAUCACAGUCCCAACAAAUUUCUCCGAGAACCAAAAGGCAGCCUUGACAAAGGCAGCAAACGAUGCAGGCGUUGAGGUUUUACAACUCAUUAAUGAGCCUGUUGCUGCUCUGUUGGCAUACGACGCAAGACCAGAGGCCAAGGUUGCGGAUAAGAAUGUUAUUGUUGCAGACCUCGGAGGAACUCGCUCAGAUGUCGCAGUUAUCGCAUCAAGAGGUGGCAUGUACACCAUUUUGGCCACUGCACACGAUUACGAAUUCGCCGGUGUUCACUUGGACCAGGUUCUCAUGGAUCACUUUUCCAAAGAAUUCAUCAAGUGGAACUCUAUCGACCCCCGUGAAAACCAACGCAGUUUCGCAAAACUCAAGGCAGAAGCCGAAGCUACCAAGAAAGCACUCAGUAUCGGACAAAACUCCAACUUCAGUGUUGAGAGCUUGGCAGAGGGUAUUGAUUUCUCUUCUACCAUUAACAGACUUAGAUAUGAGACUAUCGGACGCAAGGUCUUUGAAGGAUUCAACAGAUUGAUUGAGGGUGUUGUUAAGAAGGCUGGAUUGGAUGCUUUGGAAAUUGACGAGGUCAUCCUUUCUGGUGGUACAUCGCACACCCCAAAAAUCGCAUCCAACGUCCAAUACAUCUACCCAAAUGCUACAGUUCUUGCUCCAUCCACCAGCCCUACCGCAAUCAACCCCUCCGAAUUGCAAGCCCGUGGAGCUGCUCUUCAAGCAUCUCUCAUUCAAGAAUUCGAUGCUCAAGAUAUUGAGCAAUCUACUCACGCUGCCGUCACUACUGUUCAGCACCUUACAAACGCCAUUGGAGUUCUUUCCAUCUCCGGAGAGACUGACAAGGGUGUUUUCACACCAAUUGUUGCUGCCGAAACUGCUGUCCCAGCCCGCCGAACUGUCGAAAUUGCCGCUCCUAAAGAAGGUGGUGAUGUUUUAGUCAAGAUUGUCGAGGGUGGAUCUCACAUCAAGGUCACUAAGCCAGAGCCAAAACCUAAGACAACUGAGGCCAAGGUUGAGGAUGCAAACUCUGAUGAUUCUGAGGAUGAUGAUAGCGAAGAGGAAGAAGAAGAGCAACGUGAGAAAAUCUGGAAGGUCGGAAAUGUUCUUGCAGAAGCCGCAGUUAGAGGUGUUAAGAAGGGUAGCAAGAUCGAAGUCAUGAUCAACAUUAGCAAGGAUUUGUCAGUCACUGUUACUGCACGCGAAGUCGGAGAGAAGGGAGGUGUUAGAGGAAACCUCGCAGCCCCUUCAAACUAAUUCCCCUAAAAGUUUUUAUGAUGUCAAGAUGUUAGAUCCUUUAUAAAACUAUAGAAGUAUGCGUUUUUCUGCCUCUUGAGAAUGAUAGACAAAAUCAAUGACAAAAGUUUUAAAUCUUGGGCUCUCGCCGCUGGGAAUGCUGCUCACAAUAUUUCUCACCAUCGCGAACAAAUUGAGUACAAGGCUCUGACGCAUGCACUUGGCACAUUACCUGCUUCCAGGUCUGAUGUCGGUUCUGAGAGUCACAUGUAACAAGACUAGUACGAACGAUCCUAAAAUUAAAAAGCAAAUCGAAGCAAACACAUCUAUGGAUAUAUCAAUUUUGGCCCAUGAGAUCCGUGUCAAGAACACCGAUCAGUGAUAGGAUAUUGAAGGUGCCACAGAAAGCCUCCUGACCUCUAUACUAUCUACUAAAGGGAUGUAGGUCAGUAGUGCAGCUAUAUUUAUGACUAUUUGGUUCUUACGGAAUCUGGUCAUGUUGGGGAGUAUAGAAAAUUCGUCUUCUAUCCGGACUAUUAACGGAGGACAUCAGUAGAAAUGUUGAUCUUACCCUUUCAAAUGCAUAAUGAAAUUCCUUCGUUUUGGAAGAGAAGACGGGGGUUUGGGGUUGUUGAAAGCAUGAGUUUGAUUCGUUGUCCGGUGUUGCUCAACCUUAGGUAUGAUGCGCAAAUUUUUGAGCUAUUCGAUGUCCACUUAUCUAUUGACUUAUUCUGGUUUUGUUCGUGUCUUUAUGGAGUUGAAUCUUUACCUUGCUGUCA
This is a messenger RNA of Botrytis cinerea B05.10, 2633 nucleotides long. It is a transcript of the gene Bcssz1, whose product is annotated as Bcssz1. The record is from RefSeq and is a predicted model, not a curated record. The transcript is spliced from 3 exons. The coding region runs from base 157 to 1875 and encodes 572 amino acids. Gene Ontology annotation, biological process: regulation of translational fidelity; protein refolding; 'de novo' cotranslational protein folding. Lineage: Eukaryota; Fungi; Ascomycota; Leotiomycetes; Helotiales; Sclerotiniaceae. Gene Ontology annotation, molecular function: misfolded protein binding; ATP binding; ATP hydrolysis activity. Gene Ontology annotation, cellular component: cytoplasm.